AUGCAAUCAAGGGAGGGAAUGACAAAGAAGGCCGAAAAAACUCAAUCCCGACUUGAAAAGCUUCACGAAGAAGCAACACUUGCAUUAACAGAAAAAAGAGAGCAAAUUGAAGCAUUAAAUAGUCAAAUAGAUUUAGCAGAGAAACAGAACGCUCAAUUAAAAGCAGAAUUACAAUCAAAAACUUUUAAAAUGCAGGAAUUUGAAAAUGAAAAUCAGCAGAAUGAAGAGGAAGAAGAUGGUGAGCCUCAAGAAUUUCAAAAUUUACGAGAAAAUCAUGAGCAAGAGCUCAAGAAACUUAUUGAUAGUCAUGAAGAAGAACUGAGAGUAUUAAAAGAUGAGUGUGCUAGAAAAUUAGCUGCUGCUGAAGAAUGGAAUAAAAAACAUUCUGAAACACUAAAGCUUGAAAUGCAGAUUAAAGUUGAUGGUUUAAAGAGUCAAAUAGAAAUAAUUAAAAAGCAGCAAAGUGAUGCUCUACUUACACAAACUCAAACCAGAAAUAAAAUUUAUCAAGAGCAAAGAGCUGAAGAAGUUGCCAACGAGCAAAAAAUACAACUUUUAGAAAAUCAAAUAUCAGAAGUACAAUCUCUUUCGCGUGAAGAAUUGCGUGGCAUUCGCGCUAAAAUUGAAGAAUGUCUUGUAACUGUAGAAUUACGACAAAAGGAACAUCAAAUAGAGCUAGAUCGUUAUAAAAAGGAGAUGGAAGAGAGAAAUGAAACGUAUAAUCAGCAUAUUUCCACAUUAACAGAGCAAUUAAAGAAUGAAAAAGAAAGAUUAGAGCAAGAAUCGAGAACAAUUGAAAUAAAAAUAGCUUCGAUGGAAAAGAUAUUAUCACAGCUCCAAAAUCAUCACCAGAAACAAAUGGAAACCACUCAGCAUGAUAUAGAAAGAAUGAAAAUUUCAAUUGAUAAUGCGAAAACAAGAGGAGAGCAAACAUUAACAUAUACGAAAACAUCUUUUGCGCAGUCAACAACGAAUACAAGAGAAAUUAAACAGCUACAAGAAGAUAUUAAUCUGCUGGAUAAAGAAAUUCUUGACUUGCAGAACGAAAAUGCCGAUCUUAGAGGGGAGUUGGAGCAUCUUCUGCAGUCCAAACAAAGAAAAGGGAAAUAA
This is a messenger RNA of Trichomonas vaginalis G3, 1110 nucleotides long. RefSeq lists its product as uncharacterized. Bases 1 to 1110 code for a protein of 369 amino acids. The record is from RefSeq and is a predicted model, not a curated record. The transcript has a single exon. Lineage: Eukaryota; Parabasalia; Trichomonadida; Trichomonadidae.